Molecule: messenger RNA, 1452 nt
Organism: Babesia bovis T2Bo
Lineage: Eukaryota; Apicomplexa; Aconoidasida; Piroplasmida; Babesiidae
Product: Telomere recombination family protein
Exons: 1
Coding region: 20-1381 (453 amino acids)
Biological process (GO): regulation of translational fidelity
Cellular component (GO): cytoplasm
Molecular function (GO): tRNA binding; double-stranded RNA binding; nucleotidyltransferase activity
Source: RefSeq, a predicted model, not a curated record
UGUUGGUCUCUUACUAGCGAUGGAUGUCUUAUCUGGUAUUCAAAGGGUCACCCCUGUGAGGGUAACCCUUACUGAUACCUCCAUAGAAACUCUGGAUCUCUUGAAAUCCCAUUUAUCUAUUCCAGGCAACUUAAUAGCAUUACCAACAGAAACGGUUUAUGGCUUGGCUGCCAAUGGUUUGUGUGAGAAGUCUGUGUUACGUAUAUUUGAGGUCAAGGGUAGACCUCUUACUGACCCUGUUAUACUUCACGUUCCAAGUUUUGAGGAUGCAUUAUCUAGUAUAUUCGAUGCCGACUUAUACACUGCGUGCGUCGUGCUUUAUUUAUCAUUGCAUUUUUCUCCUGGUCCUUUAACUAUAAUAACGCGUGGUAGGUCUGGUAUACCUCGUGUUGUUUCUGCCAACAGUGGUUAUCCUGCUGUUCGUUGUCCUAACCAUCCUGAUGCUCAGGCUAUUUUGAAGCACAUUGGUUUUCCUCUUGCGGCUCCUUCUGCCAACAAGUUUGGUCACAUAAGUCCUACAACAGCUGACCAUGUUAUUUCAGAAUUUAAAGACGUCCACAUGUAUGUUGUUGAUGGAGGUAGCUGCAGUCUUGGUCUCGAGUCUACAGUUGCUAAGUUGGAAUCCACCGGCGACGGCAUUAGUGCGGAUGAUUUUUUGCAACGUCAUGGUGUGACGUACAAGCAUUUGAAUGCUGUUGUAGCUUCUAUUGAUCUUAGUAUCACAGAUCCUAGGUCUAUGAUUGACGCAGUGAUGGCAAGAUGCUCAGGUAAGAUAGACAUGCCACUUGGUUUUGUUGAAGAGCUGGUUGAUCAUCUUUGGUCCAGGAAAGACACUACCUAUCGCAUAACAAUAUUGCGUCCUGGUUUUAUUACUGAAGCAGACCUAAAAAAUAUCUUUGCUAAUUCCUUAUUCAGUGUAAGCGUAUCUCGCAAGACUGUGUACUCAUCUGGGACUGAUGUUUGUGACUCACCUGGUAUGAUAUUAACUCACUAUGCCCCUUCAGUGCCAACAUAUUUGAUAUCUGGUACUGUCCCACUUGGUACUGAGAAGGUACCUGCCAAUCGCAUUGUAAUGAUCGAUUCCGAUGGCAUGUUUAAUGACAAGUCCGGAUUAUUUUUAUCGUAUAUCGCAUUGGGAAGCACUGAUGAGAACAUGGCUCAUAAUCUCUACGGUGCUCUUCGUGAGGCUGAGGAGGCUGCUCUAUGUUACAACAAGCCUUUGGGAGAUCUUGGUGCAACAGAUACGGCCAUUAUAGUAAUCUCUUACAAGGAUCGUGGAACUGAAUUGAAUGCUACAUUGCGUGACCGUCUGAUUCGGGCUUCAUCUGGAAGGACCAUCGGUUACACUAUGGACCAAUCAAGCCUAGACUUCAUCUUAUAGCCGUGGAACACGAUGUUUACAUUUACUAAUAUAACACAUUCUAGGGUAUAUGUUAAUUGCGAUUUUAUGUU